Messenger RNA from Gloeophyllum trabeum ATCC 11539, 534 nucleotides. RefSeq lists its product as uncharacterized. The record is from RefSeq and is a predicted model, not a curated record. The coding region runs from base 1 to 534 and encodes 177 amino acids. NCBI's taxonomy places the organism in Eukaryota, Fungi, Basidiomycota, Agaricomycetes, Gloeophyllales, Gloeophyllaceae. The transcript has 4 exons.
AUGUCUGAAGACUCAGCUCAGCGACCUGAGGAUGUUGCCCUUCCUCCGUCUCCAAAAUUACCGUCUGAGGUCUUAGCUCUGUCCCAGCAUAUCACGGAACCAGAACAGAAGCCAGGGAGCAUCAGGACAGUCGGACGCUGGAUAGUCGGUGGUCUCCUCAUUACGUUUGAGGAGGGCCUGGCAUGGGCCAAUCGAUUGCGCACCGCUCGAGGAGACGAACCCCUCGAAGACACCCGACGCGACCACUGCUCGAUUCUCAUGGAGGUCUACCAGAGAGUGGAGGAUCUCCGCGGCUACGGAGCUAUGUAUUGGGGGCGUAGUACGGGAGAUCCGAUGAAGCGCUCGCACAUGCUGCUCAUUACAAGAUAUGACCCAGGGCGCGUGCCGCUUGUCAAUGGGAAAGCAACCCUCACACCGGCUCAGACAAAGUCGGGUCCAAUUGAACGCAUGGCUGCGAAGACGUUGAAGGAGGAUGAACAGGUGGAGUUCAUAAGGUUUCACGCCUUUCCUUCUACGAUGCCCCCCGACUUUUGA